UUUAAACCAAACCCAAAGUCCAAGACCUCUCUAUCAUUAUUUUUGUCUCUCAACAAACCCACCCAUUUGGAUUCGGACAAUUCUCAUCAAAGAUGUUCAAUGCAAAAUCUGAUGAGGUUCUUCCCCACAAGACUGUGCUCCAAAUCAAGCAAGAUGACAAGUUCUUCAGUAGGCUUCUUUCAAAGGAAAGUUCCAUGUCUCACCCAUCAUUCAGAAUGGCUGUUGCUGUUCCUUUUGUGUGGGAAUCUCAACCUGGCACUCCCAAAUACACUUUCUAUGAGGAAACUCUACCUCCUCUUACUCCUCCACCUUCCUAUUACUUCAAUUCCAUCACUGCCACCAAAAACAAGCCACUCAAGAAACGUUCAAAAUCCAAUCUUUUGUCAUCACUGUUCACAAAACUCCAUCUCAAGAAAACCACUCUCUCACCCUCUUCACUUUCCUCUUUCUCUUCUCCAUCUUUCUCUUCAUUGUCAUCCUCAGAUUCUUCCCAUGUUGUUCUUAAGCUUGGAAGGAGGCGUUUCCUAAGCUUUGGUUCUUCUUUUGACUUUAGGGGUGUUGAUGAUGAAGAGGGUGUUAGUUUUACUUCACCCACUUCAACACUUUGCUUUGGCAUUCCUCGUUCUGCUAGCUCCAUCUCUAACAGUACCUUCCGAGGUUCCUGCAGGAGGUGAAUUUAAUGUAAUUGAGCCAUUUCACUGUACUUUGGAGAAUGAUUUGGUGUGGCCAUGGUGCUGUUGCUUUGAGUUUUAUGUGUAAAUGUUUUUGUUCCUCUCUGUGUUUAAAGGGAAACCAAUUUUCUUGUUAAAAGUUGGUCUCGAGUUUGUUU
This is a messenger RNA of Abrus precatorius (Indian licorice), 829 nucleotides long. RefSeq lists its product as uncharacterized. The coding region runs from base 93 to 674 and encodes 193 amino acids. The record is from RefSeq and is a predicted model, not a curated record. Lineage: Eukaryota; Viridiplantae; Streptophyta; Magnoliopsida; Fabales; Fabaceae. The transcript has a single exon.